This is a messenger RNA of Alternaria conjuncta, 516 nucleotides long. RefSeq lists its product as uncharacterized. The coding region runs from base 1 to 516 and encodes 171 amino acids. The transcript is spliced from 2 exons. The record is from RefSeq and is a predicted model, not a curated record. Lineage: Eukaryota; Fungi; Ascomycota; Dothideomycetes; Pleosporales; Pleosporaceae.
AUGGCCCAGCGAGCUAGCGAAGCCUACCCACAGUUCGCUGGACUUAUCGAUACCUGGGUGACCCAGAACGACAUGAGGUCACUUUGGGGAUAUAACAACACUUUCGGCGAAGCUCCGUCCAUUUGGGAUGACUUUGUAGAAUACAUUCUGGAUCUGGUCUCAGAACACCCCGCCUAUACCGAAACUGUCAAAGCUAUACCGUCUGGCCUCGGAGGCGUAGAAGAAGGCCGCAAUGCAUUGCAAUUGAAGGACCUACGCCUCCAACCUUGGCUCGUUGUCGGUCUGUCGGAUCUCAAACGCAUGUCGAACGUUAUUCUUAGUGCUUCCGGAACACCGCGCUAUUACAAGAAGACGCGAUAUGCCUAUUCCGCGGCUGCUUUGGCACUACAAUUCCUGGCCUCGUUAUCCGAAACAAUCCGACUAUCCGUCCGGAAGAUCGUACUCGAGGAAGACCAUGUAUCAGUAGCGCGACCAGAAUCUCACGGCCGAGGUUUCAUAAGCGAAACUCCAGGUUGA